Molecule: messenger RNA, 4083 nt
Organism: Echinostoma caproni
Lineage: Eukaryota; Metazoa; Platyhelminthes; Trematoda; Plagiorchiida; Echinostomatidae
Source: the annotation of a GenBank genome assembly
AUGGAACAGGCCCCAUGUGAAGAACAGGCCGCUUUCAAUUUGCUAUCCAAAACUCGCGAUGGUCAAAAUUUAUGGUACUGUUAUAUCUAUCAGACUAGUUAUAUGAAAAAUACCAUCAUCCCGAAUGUGGAUUCCGCUCGAUGUGAGAUUCCAUCGCCAAUGACGCUCGAACCAAGUGCUCGUCUUGUUCAAUGGGAAAAUUCAGUCUAUUCCUCACUGGAUCUUCGCAAACCCGGAGUGUAUUUGAUGGCAAACGAUGGAUUUCUCUAUACCUCCGGUUGGUUUCACGGAGCUCUACAUAUCCAUCGAGUUCUGUUGCCCAAUUUUAACGGAUUACCCAAUUGGGACCAGUUUCUCACCACACCAGACAGUCCGGAUUUCAUUCGGGAACCGGCCACAUUCAUCGCAGUUUUCGAGACCAACGAGGAAGUCUAUUUCCUAUUUCGUGAAUCACAGCUUCAAUCCUGUCCACUCAAAGUACUGAACCGACCGUCGGAACAGCCUGCAUUUCCCGUGAAAACUGCCCCGUUGUCGGACAGUGAGGGGACAGAUCGAAAACACGGAAGCACGGUGACACGACUUGCCCGAGUGUGCAAAGGGGAUCGUGGAGGUUAUGUGUAUGUGAACGAAGGCGAGUUUGUCACGUUUGCUAAAGCCACUGUGGAAUGUACGUUGCGCAAGCCGGUGAGCAAUCGAUCGACUACGAAUGGUGCCGGUGUUGUCAGCGCGCUCCCGGAUGAAGAGUACACUUAUACACACGCAGAGGCUGGUUUAUGGGAUCCGAUUGAUGAACAGCUGUAUAUCACAUUUGGUACGCCGAGUGGUCACCCCCGGGGUGUGGCUUUGUGCAUUUAUACCAAGCAAUCGAUUGUUGAAGCAUUCGAAAGUGAUCUACUUUCCUCCAAUCUGGCCGACGAUUCCAAUCCAACCAAGACAAUUCCAAACAAUUUCCCGAAUAUCUGCUCUCGAUUCAGUUCGAACACCCUAUCGGAAAUGGAACUAGAUCAAGGUCGUCGGUUGCCUCGAGGUCAUCUGCUCCGAGCCAAAUCUAUUCAACCAAUCGGCAAUGGACCAAUCCUGGUACGGCCCAAACCCGGACAGCCCACACACAAUACAGAUCCCCGUGUGUGGAAACAUAUGGCUGUGGAUCAUGUGGCUUCCACGAAAAUCCUUUAUCUAGCCACAGACGUAUACGUGGAACGUUACCGAAUUAUCAUAAAUGAGGGAAGAAAUUCGGUGGAUCAAGUACAGGCGUGUUUUAUCGAUCGAUUUCAAGUAGGCGAUGGUGAUCCGAACCAGGAGUCAAUUACUGGUCUGCAUUUGCUCAAACGCUUUCCGGCCUCAGAAUUUUACAUCCUGUCCACGAAACACGUGAUUCGACUGUCCGUGACUGGUCUGAAAUGCUCUCGUCACGCGAGUCGUGUCGAGUGUCUGUCGCCUCACAAUCCGUACUGUGUUUGGGACAGUGCUGUCGAACUUUGUGAGACCGCCACGUUUGUUGUUCCCACAAACAGGCAUUCCGAUUCGUCGGUCUCGGUGAGCCGAAAAGAAUCGGCAAUCUGGUCCGAACAAACCGAUGCGACUGGUUGUGAUCGACAAGCGUUUGAAGAGGAAGAAGAAGAGGCGCGGUCUAGCAAAGAUUGGCAGCAACUGCUCAAUCAGGUUAAUCUGACCGAACAUGAGCGGUUCGAUGCACCGUUGCCUUGUGCUCAGCUCACUACUGAUUCGAAUGCUGACGGAUCAGCUCAACAGAAUUUGACGUGCUGGUGUCGUCCGUGCACGAACUGUGGGGAAUCGAAACGAUCAUCUUUGGAAAUUGUGAAUUGUACAAUCGGGAUUCGAACUCGAACCCGUCAAUGUGACAGCCCAGGACCGGUGCUCAUUCCAAUGCCUGAUGGUUCGAUCUCACUACGGAGUUGUGAAUCAGAUGGGGCCGAUUCGACUCAAUCGCCCAAUCAGGAGAUACAACUGGAACAGUGUGUUCUGCGUCCGGUAUGUGGCCAAACAAAGGUAGUGAACACCAAAUGGACUGGUUGGUUUCAACCCCCCACGAAACAUGCUGCUGAUGAUUCGACCAACAUAGUGAAUGCGCAUCUCCGUCAGCGUCUUCGCUUCACCUGCCAAGCCCCAAAUGCAACGACAAGAGAUUUACGUAUUGGUCGUGUGCACUUCAUGGAACAUCGUUGUGCACCUUGGAAUGGUAUUUGUACACCAGUUACCGAUAAGGACCAAUGGUCUAGCACGGAUCUUGACGAACCAUCGCUAGAUACGGCGGGAUCAUCAUCAUCUUCUUUUGGGUCGUCACCGUCGAGCGCUUUGGGUCACUGGUCCAGUUGGGGCCCAUGGACACCAUGCAAUCAAGCAUGUGUACCUCCAGUCAGUGUGACUGCUACGGCGAAUCACCGCGUGAUCCCGGUUACUCCGUACUCGGCCCCACUCUAUCUUCAUGGUGGUAUACAAUCCCGACGUCGCACUUGUCUUUUUGCCUCAGUCUAUGAUUGUCCGGGCGGUCCCAGUCAAGCCAACGAAUCACGUGCUUGUCCACCGGUACCAGCUUGUCACACUGACUGGUCCUGUUGGUCAGAUUGGUCCACAUGCCAGGCUCGACCGGCAACGAACGGAGAUAGUAUGUUGAUCUAUCCGGUGGCUAGUUCGGGUAAAGCACAAUGCGAAUGGAAAACGGACGGAAUACGUAAACGUGUGCGACAGUGUGUUCUGGGACAAAGUGAUUGGCUGGCAAAUCGACCGCCCGCAUGUUCAGGCCCGAUGGAUGAAACCGAAAGCUGUCCACGAUUGGUCGGUCAAGGAACACCAGUUUGUCCACCAGCAGGCACUUCAGUCUCUUUUACGGAGGAACGUCACUCUCGGUUCACAAUACUUCAACUCUUGCUUAUUGGUUCAUUGGCUUUCUUGAUCGCCGCGUUUCUGGUAGCCCUCAUUCUCAUAAUACUAUAUUGCACGUGCUGUUCACCGACUGAUGCUGGGCGUAAAGCGAUUCAUCGACACAGCAACGUAUACGAUCAAGCCGAAGGCUCCGGAUCUGAGACACAAUUUGAUGAACCCGCCAGUUCCAAGCAUUACCACAGCCGUGAUGCAGGCCCAUUGAAUGUGACCGGUCCACCGCAACCGCUGCUCACUUUGCCAACAUCUGUAAAAGCCGAUAUAAUGGAUUCACGGCUUAAUCGAACUCAUUUCGGUCGCACUAAUCCACCCCAAGCAGUGUAUGACUCUGUGGCUUCUCAGGAUUUGCCCACUUCUUUUAGUCUUACCGAAAAUCCAUUCCACAUGGUUCCAAGUCCGUACACACAUGCCCAGAGCCCAACACAUCCGAUUCCGCGUGAUUCACUUGACCGAGCCUACUGGAGUCUACCCAGACGGGAACGUACCACCCCCCAUUUUACUCCGGAACGAUCCAAACCGGAUGAUUAUGUGGGUACCGAUCAUUUUAAUUCAUACCCACGUCGUUCGAGAACAUUUGAUUCACGUAACUUUGACGACUUCGUUUCUACUUCAUACGGUAACAGACCGAUUAAAUCAUCCCAUCCCGGUCCAGGAAGACAACCGGAAGCUCGUGGAUCGGCAGAGCUUGGUCCGCGAUAUAAUCAGAAAAAGUACGGAAACGAUCGAGAAUAUUCUACGGAUUCAAGACAUACUAAAUCAAGAACAAGACGAUCAACAGAUCGAUCUAGUGACAAUUCGCAUCGUUUAAAUCGGAAUGAAGAACCGCGUAUUGAUCCGAUGAGACCAUUAUAUCCAGAAGAUGGGGAUAGCUUCAGUUGUAGGACUUCCAAUAACAGUUCAAGAUCGGAUGAAAGCCGUCCAUCUAAUGCAGCUGGUGUACCGCCUUCUAUGCCUCUUUUACCGGUUCGAUAUCCACCCGGAGGUAGCCGAACAUCAGAGCGCAGUCGAUCGGCCACCGGUGCCAGUAUAGAUUCUUCAAUGGAUUGGGGUCCCGAUACCAGUUCUGGUCGGAGUGAAAUUUAUUCAAUUUGUUUUGAACGACCCCAAAAUCCGCAUCUACGUGACCCGUCCUCCCAGGGACCGAGUCCGACAGAACGGGGACGCAGUGCACACAACACAUAA